AUGGCCCAAAUCCUAGUCCACGACGCUCUCCAGCUUCCCCAGCCGGCAGUGGGACCCUCGCGGCCGCCGCUGUCCCGGAUCUCGUCGAGCCCGGGUCCCGGCACGGCGCCCAAGACGGGCAUCGUCGUCUUCUCUGGCGGAAGCGCGGCCAACAGCCUGGUCGACGUGUUUGAGGGCGUGCGGGCCGCCAGUGCGGCGACGCUGAGCUACGUGAUUCCCAUCUCGGACAAUGGCGGCAGCACGAGCGAGAUCAUCCGCGUGUUCGGAGGACCAGGCAUCGGAGAUGUGCGCUCUCGCCUCGUCCGCCUCAUCCCCAACGACAACAAGCCCGAAACAACGGCCAUCAAGCUUCUCUUCAACCACCGCCUGCCCCAAGUCUACGACACAGCGCGAGCCGAGUGGUUCGACAUCGUCGAGGGCACGCACCCGCUGUGGCUCGACAUCUCGUCGCCCAAGCGCGAGCUGAUCCGGUCCUUCUUCAACAGCUUCAACCUCGAGGUCGUCAAGCGCAUGCGGCCCAGCAGCCGCUUCGACUUCUCCGGGUCCAGCAUCGGCAACCUGUUCCUGACCGGAGCCAGGCUCUUCACCGGCAGCUUCGAGGCCGCCAUCUGCCUGCUGAGCUCCAUCUGCGCCGUUCCCGAUCGCGUGGCUGUUCUGCCGGCUCUCAACACAAACUUUGCCCAUCACAUCGCCGCGGGACUCGUCGAUGGCACUGUCAUCACCGGUCAAAACGACAUCUCACAUCCCAGUGCGCCCACGGCUGCUGUGCCACUGCCGGGCCCGGCUCCGACCCCUGGAUCGCACACGCCGGCGCUGUCGACGAACCACGACCUGGACGAGCACGACAUCGAAGACGCAAACCUGCCCGGCAGUCUACCUGCUCUGCGCCGGCCCGCCAUCGCCUUUUCCAAGCAGGACGAGGAGGAUCUGCCAUGCCGCAUCGACCGCAUCUGGUACAUCAACCCGUACGGCCAGGAGAUGCGCAUCCCAGCCAAUCCGCGCGUGCUCGAGGCCAUCCGCAGCUCGCACUCAGUCAUUUACAGCAUCGGCUCGCUCUUCACGUCGCUGGUGCCCAAUUUGGUGCUCAAGGGCGUGGGCGAGGCGAUCGCCAGCCCGCACAUCCGAAACAAGAUCCUGGUCCUCAACGGCACCACCGAUCGUGAAACCGGCCCAUCUAGCAACCCCUUUUCCGGGCUCGAUUUCGUCGCCACCAUCGCAAACGCCUGCGCAGACUCGAGGGGCUUGCCUCGGCCGCCUGCGGAUGAGUACUCGCUGUAUGUGACGCAUGUCAUUUACAUCGAGGGCCCUACGAGUCCCAUUGUGGACAAGCGGCUGUUUGCCCAGCUGGGCAUCGACACGACGAGGCUGUACGGACCGAAAGAUGGACAGGGCAAGGGAGGGAGAUAUGAUGCAAAGGCGCUGGCGCAGACGCUUGAGAGCAUCAUUGGGCGCAAGGACACGCGCUCUGACAGGAGUCGACGCAACACUCUGGUAGGAUAGACAUGUCUUGUUUUGUAAUAUAAUACAAUAUACCAUUUAUUAUCUGUUUUCUUCAG
Messenger RNA from Trichoderma virens Gv29-8, 1556 nucleotides. RefSeq lists its product as uncharacterized. The transcript has 2 exons. Gene Ontology annotation, molecular function: LPPG:FO 2-phospho-L-lactate transferase activity. The record is from RefSeq and is a predicted model, not a curated record. Bases 1 to 1500 code for a protein of 499 amino acids. Lineage: Eukaryota; Fungi; Ascomycota; Sordariomycetes; Hypocreales; Hypocreaceae.